GGAGGAAUGGUCGCUGGUGGUGGUGGUGGUGGCGCCGUCCGUGCGUCAGCCCUGGCCAGGAGUGGAACCGAGGUUCUACGAGGGCCGGGCACCGAGGAGCUACCCAGCAACAACAGCAGCAGCAGCAACAACAACAGCAACAGCAGCAGCGGCAACAGCAGCAGUGGGAAGUUCACUCCACUGCUGGCUGACCUGGGCUGCAGCCAGGAGGAGAUUCCCAGCAAGCGCAGCCGCAGGAGCGGUCCUCACGAGGGCACCGCCUCAGACUAGCACCUCAGACUAGCGCCGCAGACUAGUACCUCAGACUAGCGCCUCAGACUAGCACCUCAGACUAGCGCCUCAGACUAGCGCCUCAGACUAGCGCCUCAGACUGGUGCCUCAGACUAGCACCUCAGACUGGCGCCUCAGACUAGCGCCUCGGACUAGCGCCUCAGACUAGUGCCUCAGACUAGUGCCUCAGACUAGCGCCUCAGACUGGUGCCUCAGACUAGCACCUCAGACUAGCGCCUCAGACUAGCGCCUCAGACUUGCGCCUCAGACUAGCGCCUCAGACUAGCGCCUCAGACUAGCGGGGACCCUGGUAGAGGGACCCCGGUAGA
Petromyzon marinus (sea lamprey) is the source of this 599-nucleotide messenger RNA. The record is from RefSeq and is a predicted model, not a curated record. Lineage: Eukaryota; Metazoa; Chordata; Hyperoartia; Petromyzontiformes; Petromyzontidae.